AUGGAGCGUCAUGGCUGCCUGAUGGCCGGCACGGCUCUCCUGUGUUGUCGCCAGUGCAUGAGGGAGGACAGCGGCCGCUUCAGCUGCCGGCCUCUCAGGCAUGAGGAUGAGGACGAGGGUGAGGAGGACCCCGUGUUGUGGACGGAGGACGACCCAAGUAGCUCUUACUACUCAGAUGGUGCUGAUGAAGACGCCACACAUAUAGUACACAGACACAGGUGCUGCCCUUACCAAGAUGGCGGAGGAGAAGCACACGGCUCCGUCACCGCAGGCUCCACAGGCGUCCACAUGGUCAGGACCUUGGACGAGGAUGAGGACGAGGACGAGGACGAGGACUCCCCUGACGUGUGGAGGGGACAUAUGUACCCAUACUGUGAGCUUAGGGACAGCUAUGGCGGCCACCGCCCUUGUGUCUACGCUCACAGGAGGAGUGAGGAGAACGGGUGUGCAUGUCUGUACAAGUCACGCACAGACAGCUGCGAGGGUGUCACGACCGAGCAAUGGCCGUACUCACCUUUCCCCUGUCUCAGCGUGAGUAAAACGCUGCUAGUUGGAGUUGAAGUGGACAUUGUUGAAGAAUUGGAAUUUGAAGAUACAGAAGUAUUGGAAGAGCCUGUUGAGUAA
Messenger RNA from Engraulis encrasicolus (European anchovy), 624 nucleotides. RefSeq lists its product as uncharacterized. NCBI's taxonomy places the organism in Eukaryota, Metazoa, Chordata, Actinopteri, Clupeiformes, Engraulidae. The record is from RefSeq and is a predicted model, not a curated record. Bases 1 to 624 code for a protein of 207 amino acids. The transcript has 3 exons.